Molecule: messenger RNA, 9982 nt
Organism: Psylliodes chrysocephalus
Lineage: Eukaryota; Metazoa; Arthropoda; Insecta; Coleoptera; Chrysomelidae
Source: the annotation of a GenBank genome assembly
UGCAUACGCAAGGCGUUGAUGAUACUAAUUCAGAGGAAUGUAUAAUAGAAGUUGAGGAUACCACAUCUGCGGUCGAAUCUGUAAAUGAAAAUAUACGUGAAGUAUCUGUAAAUGAGAAUGUACGUGAAGUAUCUGCAAAGGAGAAUGUGCGUCAAGCAUCUGCAAAUGAGAAUGUAUGUAAAAGAGUCAGCGCACAGGGAGACUGGAAAACUCCACGUUCAAAAAAGAGCCGCUUUUCUGAGAUUUCGGAUGUAGAAAGGGCAAUUGAUAAAUUAUCUUCAAUUUCUGCAAAUAAUUCAGCCACAGAGAGUGACAAUGAAUUUGAUCACUUUUGCAAAAGUCUGGCAGCUCAACUUAACCGAAUGCCUUUGGAUCGCGCUUUACUUUGUCAGGAAAAACUGCUAAAAGUAAUGACUGAAGAGCGAAUGUAUUUAUUCAGAUUGGAAAAAUCUAGGCAGAAUGUUUCUCAAUCUACGCCACAGUGGACCUACUCCCCCUCGCCGGAUGAUGGCAUGUCAAACUCGAUAACAUCCUAUGAAAUAAAUUCCUAUUCUGAGACUUCCACUCCCACGGCUUCACCAUUUACUCACUUGACACAUACUACUGACCUGUCGAAUUCUGUACCAAAUGCCACUCAAGAAGAAACAUAUGCAGAACAGCCAGCCGGGGAUAUAAUAUCCCAAGCCUUGUCUACUAUUGGUUAUCGGUAAAUAAAAUGUAUUGUUUUAUUAUAAUUUUUUCAAUAAAAUAAAUGUGUGUUAUAACAAUGAUGAUGUACCUUGUUAUUUUAAUGUAUAUAGGUAACUAUACUUACUUUUAUAUAUUCUUCAAGAACCUUGUAAAUGGCAGCCAAUACUUCUGGUAAAAACCGAGAAAUAGAACAUUUUGGUAUACGGUAUAAUGCUUCUAGUGUUGCAAAGCAAUCUCCUGAUGCAACAUAUCUCAGUACGAUUUGCAGUUUUAGCCUGGGAGGAAGACUUUCUCUCAUAUUUGUGUUUUGCCUCCUAAUUAGUGGCGUCACUUUCUCAAGGAGUUGUUCAAAUUGCACUGUAGACAUUCUUAAAUGGUUUUUGAACAUUGCUUGAUCUUCUGCAAUCCAUUCUUCCAACAAACAAGUUGAUGCCCCCAUUAUAUUUCGUCGAUUUACCCACGGCCUGAUCCACCAACGCCUAUUUCUUCUACGUUUUAUUUUUUCCAGUUUGCUCGAAAGGUAUUCACUAAUUACCGCAAUUCCUACACGUACAAUUAGAUUAUUCGGUGCCAUUUUGGAAUGAACUGAAUAAUUCAAUUUUGUUGAUCAAUGUAAACCUCUUUUUUUAAAAUGGUCAAAUUCACUCUGGAUGAUUCAUCCAAAGUGAUCAUCCAAAGUGAACCAUGUAAAUGCGCCUUAAGGUUUCCUAUGGCCAGUGGAAUCGCAUUGCAUGUUCGUCAAACGACGACUACUGCUUCCUCCGUCAACGCCAACAACCUUAGCACCGCGAAUACGUCUAAUGCCGCCGCCGCUCCUAUUAAUUCAUUUUUCCAAAUUAACCCAACCAAUGUCACUAACGUAAAUAAUAAUAAUAAUCAACAAAAUAAAAAAAGCGAUACUUUAACGGCCGGCGACUUGCUGAAUUCGAAAUCGGUAGCGCAAUUAAUUGGUGCCGAUAGAGCAUUUUCAUUUACGAAAAAUAUGACCACUUCGCCCGCCUUCUGGGCUGACGAACGGAAAAAACUCUUCGCCAUGAUCAGGCAAUUGGGCAUUCCCACGUUUUAUAUAACGUUAACAGCGGCGGACGCUCGCUGGCCCGAAUUAAUUUCCGUUCUCGGUAAGGUACUGCAUCAAAAAUCGUAUUCCGACAUCGAAAUUAGCGAAAUGUCAUCGGCGGCGAGGACGCGUCUCAUCCAAAGCGAUCCGGUAACCGUCGUUCGCUAUUUCGAUAAUCGCAUUCGUCUAAUGAUGGCUGAAAUGCGAAAACGUGACUUCUUUAAGUCAUCCGUUGUUGGUUCACAUCCCCCUCCCUCCCAUUCCGAUAAUGAAACUUCUCUACCUCCUUCUUCACGACACAGCACUUCCGCUGCUGAUCCCAUUGACGCACCUUUUGCUAAUAAUACAAAUCGUCCUGUAACCGUCGUAUAUCCUUUGGCAGAUUAUUAUUAUCGUGUCGAAUUUCAACAUCGGGGAGCACCGCACAUCCACGGUGUUUUGUGGCUCGAUGGAGCACCGGUGUAUGACGGCACGAAUGGUACCGACUGUUCGAAGUUUAUCGAUAAUUUCGUGAGCGCUUCGUCAUCUGGCGAAGGUCUUAGAUAUGCCACCAACGUGGAAGCGUUGAUGGCAUAUCAGAGACAUACCCAUUCAAAAAGUUGUGGCAAACCUACGACAACUACUACCGCUACUGUUGGUGGCAGCGAUGUUACCAAUCGUAGUGCCGGUAGUUGUCGUUACAAAAUUCCUUUUUUCCCGAUGCGUACAACAAUGAUUUUGUGUAGCAUCGAAGAGUCUUGCGUGACCGGGCCGGACCGGGCCAAGGCUAAGGCCGAUCUCAUCAAGAUUCGCGCCUAUCUAAAUUCCGCAUUCGAUAGUGGCUCGUAUCGACGGGAACUAUCAUUAUCGAUGAAUUUCGACCAGCUAUUAAAUGAAUUGGGGCUGACCGAAUCCGCCUACGUUCUGGCCAUUCGAUCAGGUUUAAAAAGCGGCUGCCCCAAAGUUUUUCUUCGACGUCGCCUGGCCGAUAUCGCUACCAAUAACUACUUUCCCAAGGUCUUGGACAUGCAUCAAGCUAACAUGGAUAUGCAAUAUAUAGUGGACGCUUAUAGUUGCGUCAGCUAUAUCGUCAACUAUAUUAACAAAUCCAGCUUGGGUAUGUCCAAGUUGAUGUCCGAGGCGGAGGCGCACAUCAAAGCCGGAGAUAUCGAUACCAAGGCAAAGUUGCGAAAAUUAGGGAAUUUGUUUUUAAAAUCGUCCGAAGUUUCGGUGCAGGAGGCCGCCUACCACGUUUGCGGUCUUCGACUUACCAAUUCAUCGCGCAGUGACGUAUUCGUCAACACGUUUCCCAUUGACAAACGUGUGCGAGUUGCCAAAGGGAAGGCGGCGUUGAGGGAAAUGGACGCUGCGUGUACGGAUGUUUUCGAAAGAAAUAUCCUGGAUCGGUACGUCGAACGUCCGGAUUCGUUGGAGACCUUAUGCUUGGCACGUUUCGCCACCGAAUUCACGUUUUUUUCAAAAAAUGUUAGGGGGGCGUUACCUUUGCGUAACGAAAGCGGGUACGUAAAGAGGAUGGCCGCUGGCGGCCGUCGCAAAAUUUUACGCUACAGAAAUUACGGAGAGCUUUGCGAUCCGGUUAAUUUCUGUCACGAAAAUGUAAUGCUUUUCGUACCCUACAGAGACGAGCAACGCGAUUUGAUACGUUUCGUCGAAAACGGCGAAAUCAAAUCGCGUUAUUUGUCUCUUCUCGCCGACAUUCUUCGCGAAAAGCGUGAUUUCGUUAAAAUUCUACAAGAUAUGGACGAGUUGGCCGAUCAAAUUGUAGAUGAUAAUUUGCAUCGACCAUCCCAUCGACAUCAUAACACUACUGGUGACGUUAUUAUCGACGACGAUCACAACGUCGGCGACAAUGACGACAUCGAUGGCGCAGACAAUUUAGGUAAUGGUAGAAGAGAAGACAACGUGUUGCAAGCAAUUUACGAUGAUUCCACGCGAUUCGGAGGUGGUCGUAGCGGGGAAAAUUGGGCCGACGACAGCUUCGAUUUGUUGUCCGGACUUAGCUCUCAAUUGCGGCGAAUGGCGGCCGCUGGAGGCAGUAACAAUGAAGCGUGUAGAGAUUGUCAAAGUCUGGCCGACGAAUUCGAUUUUGUCGCUCGGGUCAAUUGCCGUUUGCCACCACUUCCGACCGUGGAUGAACGUGUGGGAAAGUCUCAUUUGAUUAAAACUAUAGAAAUGGCCGUUCCCUAUUAUUUAGACAAAUUGUCCAAGGCCUCUUACUAUUUCUAUAAAAAAUCCUCUUCCUCGACAGCUGAUCCUUCCUCUUCGUCGUUGUUGCAGCAGCAACCAGCUGCUCAACAACCACAACAUCAGCCGCCGACUAUCGCUCCUUCUCGCGAUAACGUCGGUAAAUAUAUGUAUCGGGUAUUUAACGUCGAUAAAAGAUCAAUCGUACUAUGUGCCCCGACCGGUAAAGCCGCAUUUAACAUCGGCGGUGUGACUAUACACUCCGCAUUCCGACUGCCGGUCAACCAAUACGCCGGACCACUCGUUGCGCUUUCGGACGACGUAGCCAAUACUCUCCGAACAGAGUUCAAAGGCUUGAAAUACGUCAUCAUAGACGAAAUUUCGAUGGUGGGUGGUCGAACUUUCCAUGAGAUCGAUUGCAGAUUGCAACAAAUCAUGGACAAACAAUUACCACCCGUCGGUGACGGUUACAUAUUCAACCAGCCAAAUUUCCGAGUAACUCCUUAUGCGAACAUCGUCGGUAAGGAGGGUUGGCUGUGGCAACUUUUCAAGUUCUUCGAAUUGGUAGAAGUGAUGCGACAGAAAGACGACGUGCCAUUUGCCAAGGCUCUCAACAAUCUGGCCGAAUACAGGAUGUCGGCCGAUGAUAUUCGUCUGUUGGAGUCGAGGCAUAUUAGGGCCAUGAAGGCGACGUCUGUCAAUCCAAUUGUCGCACUACCGCAACAAGAGGUCAUACCUCGAGACGCCAUCCGUCUAUUCAGAACCAAUGCCAGCGUACAAAGUCAUAACGACACCGUCUUGGCUUUGCUCCAAGACGAUGUCGCCGUUUCCGUGGCCGUUGAUCUGGUGAAAGGCACGAAAACGGACAAGCUGAAGAAACAAUUUCUCAAUAAAGUAAGAAAAUUACCUAUCGGCCAAACGUUCGGAUUGGCGUUGACCGUUCCUUUGCAUGUCAACGCUCGAUACAUGAUAACCGUAAAUAUCGAUAUAGUCGAUGGUUAUGUACACGGUGCGUGUGGUAUUUUAAAGAAAAUCCAACGGCGUGUACCGACGACGGCAGGUAAUCGUCGUCGCGGUGACGGAGCGGUCGUUAGCUCACAACCGCCACCGAUUUCCGAAACAAACGAGAUUGACGUCGUGCGCGGUGAGGACGGAGAAGCCGCCGGUGAUGACGUAUUCUGCGUUUGGUUGGACUUCGGAGGUGGAGCGAACGACAUUAGUUCCAUCGGAAAAUUAACCCGCGACAAAUACCUGAGCAAAGUGCGUUUGAUCGAUGCGGAUUCACGUCGUGGACUUUGUAGUGAUGACAUCCUACAAAAUCCAACGUGGGUUCCGUUGUUCAGAUGCACGAGACGUUUGAAAACUCUAAAGGGAUUCAGUAACGUGUACGUCGAACGGAAACAGUUUCCCUUGACGCCAGCCGAGGCAUUGACCGUUCAUAAAAGCCAAGGUUCCACGUACCCGUUGGUGGCUCUCUGCUUAGAGAAAUGGUUAUGUAAAAGUCAUCUGUAUGUCGGUUGCAGUAGAGCAACCAAAUCGUCCGGGCUGUUUUUAUUCGGUAAUAAAUUCACGGUUCCCGUUAAAACGCGAAAGGUCGAUGCUUGUGACAAGGAAUUGGCGUCGUUGAGAAGUGACCCCGAUCGACAAUUGGACAUGAUUAUGCGUGACAUGUUACGGAACGAAGUCGCGGACGAAGUAAUUUUUCCUCCUACGACGUCGAUUGCAAGAUCGUCGGCGACGAAGAAUUAUAUUCGUCCCGACGUACGUGUGGUUUACCACAACGUACAAAGCUUCCGGAAACACGAACGCUUAAUCACGUCCAAUGCACAGUUUUGUCGUUCGGACAUACUGUGUUUCGUCGAGACGUGGUUACUCGACAGCGAUGUCGUUUCCUUCGAACAUUAUCGACCUGUUUAUCAAAUAAAUCCGCAUCAAAAUUUUGUUGAUUCUUCGUUUCCACCGUCAACCGUUCAUGCUUCUUCCGUCGUUCCUCCUCCCCCUCGAACGACAACCACUCAUCCGACAGGUGGACGAAAACCGUGCGGGAUUUUAAUUCUAACUAGGACGGAUAACAUUCACCGGGUCAAUUUCGUCUCUGAUAAAAUCCGAAAAACCAACCGCGGGGUGUGUAGUUAUAUGCACAUCGUAUGCUGCGAGAUUUUAUCGGCUUUUUAUAUCUAUAUAUUAUAUUUACCGACCACGGCGACGAUCGAGGAAUCGAUGGAAUUCUUGAAAGAAUGCGUUAAUUUCGACCGACCGUUGGUCAUAGUAGGUGAUUUUAACGUAGAUUACGGGAGAAAUAGUCUGUUGAAAAAAUUCCUAUGUGUUGAUUCGUCGUUAGUUAAUUUAUUAGCUACGACAGAUAGUGCGACAGGCCAACGCACAGCUACAUCUACGACAAUGGCGAAUACGAGUAUAGAUUGGUGUUUGACCAAUACGAAUUUUACUUUGGCCUGUGUAGGGGAAACCAUUUUUAGUCAUCACAAACCUAUCAUUCUCAAUUCUUAUACUUCAUCGCAAAAUCCACGUUUCAGAUUAAUGUCUGAUCUUCUACGUCGAAAAGGGUGGUUACCGUGGUCCACCUCCGAUGCCGCACCUUCCUCUACUGUUUCGGCGGCAAAUAAUUUACCAAAUAUCAUAAACAUCGCAGGGAAAUCGAAAUCUUCUAUUAAUAUUGUUUCGGUACAUACCAUAAAACCAGUAAAUCCCGUACCACCGUCGAAGCCGUUACGUUCGUCGUCUAAGAAGACGACGAAUAGUAAAAAAGCCGCUGUUGGGGCCGCAACAGUGGCUAAGUCAUUAACAUUUGACGAACCUUCUUCCACGACCUCACUUGCCGGUGCUGUUGAUUUAGUCAACGUCAACGAUCGACUGGUCGACGUCGAUGUUGACGUUACCAAUAUUACACCCUCAACACACACAGGUAAAACAAAAAAACGACCAUCAUCAACACCAUUAACACCCCCACCACGAUCGAAACGAUCAAAGAAACAGGAACAGAAGCGACAGCGUCAAACUACUAUUAAAGACAUUCCGAGUACUUCGACUAAAAAAGUUAAUCCCAUAUCGUCGCAACUUUCUGUCGUAUUAGACGCGUCCAUCAUAUCUCAAUAUAUGGAAUCUUCUAAUACCGAUAAGGUAAAGGUUGUCGAGAAAGAAAACGCUCCAUCCGUUACUUCCACUUCCCCCCGUCAACGAAUUGUUACGCCGAGUAACAAUUCCAUGUUUUCUAAACGUUUGAUUAUUCCAUUGGUUCCAAUUGACGCCGCUGCUAUAGGUCGUAAAGGUGGUGAUGUUGAACAACAACAACGACGACGUUGUAGUCUUCGAUUGUCGUCGUCUUCUACUAGCGGCGUGGAUGUUGAUGGCGGCGAAUGUGAGAGCAGCAAAAGCGAUCGUCGUCGUUCUUCGACGUUGAUUGGCUUUCGUAAUCGCUGCCUCCGCCGUCGCAACACCGGUCUUAAUAAUGCGGACGGAGUUUCAUGUUAUGCCAAUUCUGCUGUCAAUUGUUUAUUGAAUUUGCCACUUUUCGUUAGAUACAUUCAGGCAAGAAGAUCCGAAUUUGACAGUUUGUUUAUCGAUAUUCUAUCCAUCCGAUCUGACAAUACGUUGGCAAUUCGUCGUGCCGUAGGCGGCACAUUUGUCAAUCGACGCCAACAAGAUUGUCAAGAAUUUCUAGAGUCGUUGGUGCCUCUUUGUCCGCCCCAGUUUGUCGAAUCGAUUGAGGUACGUUCUCGAACGGACGUUAUAUGCGUCCGAUGCGAGCAUUUGCAAACGUCGAACGACGCAGAUAACGUCCGAUUGGGAAACGCGACUUUAAUGGUACGACCUGCUGUGGCCGGCAAAAGUCCAUACCGUUUCCAAAAUUUAUUCAGAUAUCGUACUUCAGAGCGACGAAAUUGCGAAAAUUGCGCCCAAUCUUCUUCUUUUGUGUCAUCCAACAAUAGGGCGACAGUUUUCGACAAUCGUAUUCGCCUCACUUCGAUUCAUUCGUAUUUGGUCUUAUGGUUUGUUAAUUACGACGACACCGGGCGAAUUCAAAGGUACGAUUGUUUCGGUGACGAUUUCAAUCCGGACGAUAUUGUCAUCGAUAACAAACGAUUUCGUUUGAAUUCUGCCGUCUACCAUAUCGAAUGUCAGCCACCCAUUCAAAGUCAAGCCAUCAGUAUUACUUCAACAGAUGAAACCAAAACGGAAACAAUAACAGCCAAUGAAAACCAACAAAUAGCUACCAAAUCUGAAUUGAGACCACAAACCAUUAUUGUUCAACAAAAAAUAGAUGCUUUUGCUGAAAAAGAGCCUGAAUUUAACAAAUUUGUUUCGCUGUUGUGUCCUUCCUAUAGGUUACCCACUAGAAAAAGACUUUCGAAAAGUCUCCUACCUCAACUGCAUUUAAAGUUGAUGCACGAAGUCGAAAAUUCAAUUGCCAAUGCACCUGCAAUAUGCCGUACAACAGACGGCUGGACGUCAAUAAAUAAUCAGAGUUUUAUUGCUGUAACAGCUCAUUAUAUUGACACUGAAAGAGUUAAAUUAUGUUCCAAUUUACUUGGUUGCUUAGAAUAUAAUGAUAGCCACACGGGUGCCAAUCUGUGUCAGUUCUUGAGAGACGAAAUGUUAAAAUGGAACAUUCAAAAUAAAGUAGGGGCUGUAGUUAGCGAUAAUGCUGCGAAUAUUCUUUUGGCGGUACAUCUAGGAGGAUGGAGAUCUAUAGGCUGCUUUGCACAUUCAUUAAAUUUAACAGUUCAAUCUGGGAUUGAACAAAUUUCUGAUACUGUGAAAAAAGUAAAAGAUAUUGUGGAGCAUUUUAAAAGAAGUUCGAAAAGUAUGUAUAAAUUACAAGAAUUACAAAAACAGAUGGAUAUGCCCGUUUUAAAAUUAAAGCAAGACGUUUCGACUAAAUGGAAUUCUACCUACGAUAUGCUAGAUAGAUUCUUGAAGACAAAAAACGCAAUCAUUGCCACAGUUGCCUUAGUCAAAAACGAUUUAUCUUUGACUAAUGAAGAUUGGGUAGUCAUAGAAGUAGUACCGGUUUUAAAAACAUUUAUGGAUAUAACAGUCGAAGUUUCCACUGAGAAGAAUGUAAGUCUUUCUAAGGUAAUUGUUUAUUGUCGGCUUCUUAGGCGGUACAUUGAUCAAUGUUUAAAUGGAGUGAGAGAGCAACAAUACUCUGAAAAUGUUCAUAAAUUAUUAACGGUUCUUCAUGAGCAAAUUCACAAACGUUUUUAUAAUUUAGAAAAAAAUGUACUUUAUGCAGAAUCUACAAUAUUAGACCCAAGGUUUAAAAAUAAAGGAUUUCGUGAUGAAUCAAAUUAUAAAAGUGCAUUUGAAUCUUUAAAAUUAAAAGUUGGGGUAGCAAUAAAUAUAUCAUCUACAGAAUCAUCAGCUGCAAGUACAUCUGCUCAAAAAGAGGUGGCUCCUGUAAUAUCCACUUCUACAUCUGCGGUAAAUAAGACAGACUCUCUUUGGAAUGACUUUGACAUGGAAAUUGCCAGCUUAGUGCCAGAAAAUACUACUGCAGCUGGAAUAGUUGAACUCCAAAAAUAUAUAAAUGAGCCCAUUAUAAAAAGAUCUGAAGACCCUCUACUUUGGUGGCACACUAGAAGAUGCGUGUAUCCUAUAUUGUAUAAAUAUAUGUUAAAAAGACUUAAUUUAGUGGCAACUUCAGUUCCUUGUGAAAGAAUUUUUUCCAAGGCUGGCCUAAUUCAGUCAGAAAAGCGAACGAGGUUGUCUUCAACAAAAAUGGAUCUUUUAGAAAAAUUAAAUAGAGAAGCUCAACUUACCGGUAAACCGGUUAUUAAAUUAUCGGAGUUGGAAUUAAAUACACCCCAUCAAAUUUUAUCACUGAAAUUUGUGAAAACAAAGUACGGACCAUCUGCAUUGGUUGAAUUGGAAACACACGUUACUUUUCUACCAAGACGAAUGAAUGCAGUAUUGAAAGGAGAGGAAUCCAAGUUUAGCAAUAGGGAGUAUUGUUUGACAUAUCAAGGAGAAAUUCAAAUUGGAAAAGCACAUCCGGCCCAAAAAUUUGAGAUUACUAAAAAAGAAGAGUAA